Molecule: messenger RNA, 2175 nt
Organism: Kwoniella botswanensis
Lineage: Eukaryota; Fungi; Basidiomycota; Tremellomycetes; Tremellales; Cryptococcaceae
Exons: 13
Coding region: 1-2175 (724 amino acids)
Biological process (GO): methylation
Cellular component (GO): plasma membrane
Molecular function (GO): nucleic acid binding; methyltransferase activity
Source: RefSeq, a predicted model, not a curated record
AUGAUUCCUUCUACAUCGCUAGCUUACCUAGCCUUGUCCUAUCUGGCACUGUCCUCUCCAGGUGUUCAGGCAAUCUGGCCAUUCAAGGAGAAGCGAUUCAGAGACGAAGCGUUCAUUGAUGCUGGGUCAUUGGGAUUGGAAGAUGUAAGAGGGAGGGUCAUAGCUGCAGGGGAUUGGGAUGGUGAUCAGAAAUUGGACUUGUUCACGCUGAGCCAGGAUGGAAAGACUAUUACAGUACAACUAUGGGAUAAAGACAAAUUCACUUAUAUCCCCUCACAUACCCUCACCCUCUCUUCGACGAUAUCUAACAUAGUUCCAGGGGAUUACGACCAUGAUGGGCACCUGGACUUACUGGUGAUGUACGUACAAGAAGAUGAUGGGCAUUGGUGGGAGAACAAGCAGGACAAAUUGGGUAUGGAAGUAUUUCUAGGUGGUGGUGAACAUGGUGGAUUUCAGAAAACACCUUGGAAACUUGAUUAUUCCAUACCCGCCCAACCUAUAAUAUUCGAUGCGGACAAUUCCCUCCGACCUUCUCUGAUCGGUUUAGCAGCUGUUGAAGAAGUGGAAGGAGGGGUGUUGCGAACUUGGUUAAAUAACGGGACAGGAUUCGCACUCGGUUCACCUCCCCUAUCAUCUCCCGACCAAGCAUGUACUUUGGCAAAUCCACACAGUAGUGCUUUUAUAGAUAUCGACGGGGACUGCUUACCUGACCUGGUAUUGCAUUGCUCAGAACCCAAAUCAACCCAUCAUUCUAUCCAGAUAUGGCUGAAUCGCGGAUCAUCAGGAUACGUACUUUCGAGAUCAUACGAUUUACCUAGAGGAAGCGGACCGCUGUCUUUCGCAGAUAUGAACCGAGAUGGUUCGAUAGAUAUCAUUUUCCCGAUAUGUAAACAACAUUCCAAAUCUACAGGUUUAGGAACGGAAUGCAAUAUUAACAUAGCAUAUAACAAGCAAGUUCCCGUCUGUUCGACAGAAGGUUCCCAAAUGACCAAAGAAGGGAAAUUGAAAUGUCGUGGAUGGGGUGAUCUCUGUCUGGCCGAUGAAGAAUUUCAAUUCUCUUUUGAUUCUUCUGACCCUGAUUUCUCAUCGAUACCAUUAUCGACUUUAUUAUCCCAUGAAGAAGAUGGAAAUUCCCCAAGUGGAAUCAUGCUACAUCCACCAAACCAGCCUGAUAUCCCAUUACCACUCCGACCGGGAGAUUAUAAUGUAGAUGGGUUCCCGGAUCUACUCCUGACGGUCCAUACGAGUAUCAAAGGUGGGAACGGUAUACUGGGUAAUAAGGAGGUCAAUCAGGUGAAGAUUCUGGUCAAUACACCGUGUGGGAAGAAUAUACCGGGGUGCUCUGUGAAGGGUACGACAAGGGGUUUUAAAGUUGGAAGCGGGAAAUCUUGGGCUGCGUUAGAUGGGAUAUACGAUGCGGAAGGUGCGAGCUGGAUAGAUAUUGAUGAUGAUGGUUCAUUGGAUAUCCUCGUUCAGCGAUCUGGCGCACAGUCAGGACAGAAAGUAACGUUCAUACAGAACAAUUUCUAUCACGAUGCUUUCUUCCUCAAGGCACAAGUACUGAAUGGAGCAUGCGAAGGAAAAUGCCAGCCUACAGACGGUGGAAAAUCAUAUGGCCCUCUUGGUGUCAGUUACUCAGGUGCAGGCUACAAGUUUACAGUACUCGACACAACGGGUCAUCGGGUUGCACAGCAAGUCGCCCAGCUACCUCAGACGGGGUAUCAUUCGUUAAAUACACCGUAUGCGUAUUUCGGAUUGGGAAGGACAAACAACUAUGUCGAGAAACUCUUCAUUGGUACUUCCCUGCCCACAGGAGAACAUUUCACAUAUUUGGAAUCUCUCAUACCAAAUUCACAGAUUAUUAUCAAUCCACCAUACCCUGUCAGUUCAGAAGGAGAUACCGAUCGAUCCUUGAUAUCAAGGUCAGAGCGUGCCUUGUUCAACGUAUCGAAAAGGCAGCAGACGAGCAUCGCACCAGUAAAGAACCGAUCGAAAGAAUGGAAAUCGUCAUUAUACCUCAAACCGGGUGACUGGGUACCAUGGGUGGGAGUCAGUGUAUUUGGGACUACCGUGUUAUUGGGAUUAGUUGUACUAUAUUUGAACGAGAGGGAGAAAAAGGAAGAUGAGAAUGAGAGGAGAAGGAAAUUACAUUCUAUCAAUUUCCAAGCAUUAUAG